Vicia faba (fava bean) is the source of this 735-nucleotide messenger RNA. The record is from the annotation of a GenBank genome assembly. Lineage: Eukaryota; Viridiplantae; Streptophyta; Magnoliopsida; Fabales; Fabaceae.
AUGGAAGGAAUUGAGCACAGAACAGUUGAAGUGAAUGGAAUCAAGAUGCAUAUCGCCGAGAAAGGAAAAGAAGGACCGGUUGUUUUGUUCCUUCACGGCUUCCCUGAACUCUGGUACUCAUGGCGCCACCAGAUUGCCGCUCUCGGCUCCCUUGGUUACCGUGCCGUGGCUCCGGAUCUCCGUGGCUACGGGGACACGGAAGCUCCCGCUUCGUUUUCCUUGUGGCUCAUGAUUGGGGUGCUAUCAUUGGUUGGAAUCUCUGUUUGUUUCGCCCUGAGAGAAUCAAAGCUUAUAUUCCAGGAACCUGGAAAAACAGAAGCUGAAUUUGCAAAAAGCCCAGAGUUAGUUAUGAAGGCCAUGCUUACAGGUAGGAGUGGUAAGCCACUGAUAAUACCCAAAGAAGGCUUCUUAGCUUUUCCAGAAGCUAUAAGAACAAGGCCCCUCCCUUCUUGGCUCUCACAACAAGAUAUCGAUUACUAUGCUUCUAAAUUUGAAAAGACAGGAUUCACUGGUGCCCUUAACUACUAUAGAAAUUUCAACUUAAACUGGGAGUUGACAGCAGCAUGGACCGGAGCGCAAAUUAAAGUACCUGUGAAGUUCAUCACAGUUGUGCUAUUAGGGGAACUUAUUUGUUCUAAUGAAUUGGAAAUUCCUUUGUUAUGUUUUUCUUUGCAUGAUCAAGUACUUAUCUCUACUCAAUGGUCAAAAAUAUAUAGAUAUCAUCAUGCCAUUUAG